Penicillium olsonii is the source of this 1719-nucleotide messenger RNA. The record is from the annotation of a GenBank genome assembly. NCBI's taxonomy places the organism in Eukaryota, Fungi, Ascomycota, Eurotiomycetes, Eurotiales, Aspergillaceae.
AUGUCAAGCCCUCUCUAUAUCGGCUUUGAUCUCUCUACCCAGCAGCUGAAGGGAUUGGUUGUCAAUUCGGAGCUGAAGGUGGAGUAUGUCGCCAAGUUCGACUUCGAUGCCGAUUCCCACGGGUUCCCCAUCAAGAAGGGAGUCCUGAACAACGAAGCGGAGCAUGAGGUCUUCGCCCCGGUCGCUCUGUGGCUACAGGCAUUGGACAGUGUGUUGGAGAACCUGCGCAAGCAGGGACUGGACUUCAGCCGAGUCAAGGGAAUCAGUGCUGCCGGCCAGCAGCACGGGAGUGUCUACUGGGGCCCCAAUGCGGAGCAGCUGCUCCGCAAUCUAGACGCCGGCAAAUCCCUCGAGACACAGCUCGAGGGGGCGUUCUCACACCCAUACAGUCCCAAUUGGCAGGAUUCCAGCACUCAACAAGAAUGCAACGAGUUUGAUGCGGCACUCGGGGAUCCUGAGCAUCUGGCGCAGGCGUCGGGAAGCAAAGCACACCACAGGUUCACAGGACCCCAAAUCCUCCGCUUCACGCGAAAGCACCCGGACGUCUAUCAAAAGACGUCCAGGAUCUCCCUGGUGUCCUCCUUCCUGGCGUCCCUGUUCCUCGGCCAUAUUGCGCCCUUUGACAUCUCCGAUGUGUGUGGCAUGAACCUGUGGAACAUCAAGAAGGGAGCGUACGAUGACCAGUUGAUCGAACUAUGCUCAGGCGUGUUCGGAGUCGAGGAACUCAAGCGGAAGCUUGGUGAGGUGCCGGAAGAUGGAGGCCUGCACCUUGGUCCCGUCCAUGCAUACUUCGUGGAGCGAUUUGGCUUCAGUACCGACUGUACGGUCAUCCCAGCAACCGGCGACAACCCAGCUACUAUCCUGGCGUUGCCGUUGCGCCCAUCGGAUGCCAUGGUCUCACUCGGCACCUCUACCACCUUCCUUAUGUCCACCCCCAGCUACAAACCCGACCCUGCCACACACUUCUUCAACCACCCGACGACCCCCGGAUUGUACAUGUUCAUGUUGUGUUACAAGAACGGUGGUCUGGCCCGGGAGCACGUCCGAGACGCAAUCAACGAUGCCCUGAAGGAUACCCCCGCUCAACCCUGGGCCAACUUUGACAAGGUUGCCCUGCAGACGCCUGCAUUGGGCCAGCCAAAUGCAUCGAGCCCCAUGAAGCUGGGCUUGUUCUUCCCGCGCCACGAGAUCGUGCCAAACAUCCGCAAGGGCCAAUGGCGCUUUACUUACGACCCUAGCACGGGGGCACUGAAGGAGACCACGGACGGCUGGAAUAACCCGCAAGACGAAGCCCGUGCUAUUGUGGAGAGUCAGAUGAUCUCACUGCGUCUGCGGUCUCGGGGCCUGACUCAGAGCCCUGGCGACGGGCUCCCCUCCCAGCCACGACGAGUGUACCUCGUUGGGGGAGGCUCUAAGAAUAAAGCCAUCGCAAAGAUCGCCGGCGAGAUUCUCGGCGGUGUGGAGGGUGUGUAUCAGCUCGACAUCGGCGACAAUGCUUGUGCUCUGGGUGCCGCAUACAAAGCCGUGUGGGGUAUUGAGCGGCAACCGGGUCAAACCUUUGAGAGCCUAAUCGGUGAGCGGUGGAAGGAGGAGGAAUUCAUCGAGAAGAUUGCCGAUGGAUACCAAAAGGGGGUCUAUGAGCACUAUGGCAAGGCUGUGGAGGGCUUUGAGAAGAUGGAACAGCAGGUUUUGCAACAAGAAGCCGACAUGAUCGCAUAA